AUGACGAUAUCGGAGAAAGUUUUUACCAAAUUCAAGGUUUCAAUGAAACAAAUCGUUACAACAUUGAAACAAUCGAACAAUACCUUUACUAGAAAUCCACGAAUAUCGAUUGCCUUGAGUGGUGGAGUUGACUCGAUAGUCUUACUUGAUUUACUACUAAAAUAUAGAGAGAGGUAUCUGCGUGGAUUGACCAUCCAUGCAAUAACUAUUGAUCAUGGACUUCGCAGGGAGAGUGCCAAUGAGGCGCUGUUGUUGAAUGAUAUCCUUUUGACAAAAAAUAAGUUACCUAUAAUACACCAAAUCUUGAAAAUAAAUGAAACUAUCAGUGAAAGCCAAAUUGAGAGGCAUGCAAGGGAACUGCGAUACAAACUAAUGUAUCAAUAUUGUUCCUCCUCCAAAAUACCUUUUCUUUUUAUGGGACAUCAUUUAGAUGAUCAAAUGGAGACUUUUAUGAUCAGGCUGCAGUCAAACUCGACUUUAUUUGGAUUGAUGGGUAUGAAGAUGGUUACACCGGCUAAUUUAAGGGAUACUCAUAAGAUCGAUCUGAUCCGUCCACUGCUGAACAUCAGGAAAAAUGAAAUAUAUAGCUACGCAAAAGAGAACCAAUUAAAAUGGUUUGAGGAUUACACCAAUGAUGAUGUAACCUUAACUAGACGUAACAGAAUAAGAUCAUACUUGAGACAGAAUGAGGCCAACUGUGAUACGCUUAUUCAACUACAUGAGAAAACGGUUAAGCUGAUGAAUGAAAGUAUCUAUAAGAAACUGAACGAUUUAAAACAUAGUGACAAUUUCCAAAUUAAGAGUGAUUUCAUUGAGAGGUAUUACUCCAAGAGUAUCAAAAUCAAGAUACCUGAAGGCUACGAAUUCACCACUGUUGAUUAUUUAUUGUUGGAUCGAUUCUUGUACAACGAAAGUUGGACGGUGAGUCCAAGUGCUACUUUCCACUAUAAUUUUACAAAAUUUGACAAUAAAUAUUCUACAAUCGAACCUUGCAAUUCGUGCCAUAGUUUGAUUGAGGAUAUGCUUCAAAGUAGGCGGGGGAAGAGGACGUUAUCAGGAUGCUUGUUUCAAUGGGAGCUGGAUAGAGAUGGGUAUCUAAGUGUUGAAAUCUUUAGGGAGCCACCCCAUAGAAAUAGUAUUAACAAUGCAACUGUUUAUAACAUAAAAAGCUUUCCCUAUUUCUAUGAUAACCGGUUUUUUAUUAAGCCACUAAACCCUCAUGUCCCAUUCAGUUACGAUAUUCAACCUUUGACUCGUUCGAAUAGCAAAAAAUUGGUUCAUGAAGUCGACGAUCUAAAUAAACUGAUUGCUGUCAGUGCCCCUGUUAUUAGCAGUAAGAGUACAAGUGAUGGUGUGGCGUUGUUGGUGGAGGCAGGAUUUGAAGUUGUCCCGAAACGAGAAAUAGCUGCUUGA
Molecule: messenger RNA, 1413 nt
Organism: Pichia kudriavzevii
Lineage: Eukaryota; Fungi; Ascomycota; Pichiomycetes; Pichiales; Pichiaceae
Exons: 1
Coding region: 1-1413 (470 amino acids)
Biological process (GO): tRNA processing
Molecular function (GO): ligase activity, forming carbon-nitrogen bonds; ATP binding
Source: RefSeq, a predicted model, not a curated record